Messenger RNA from Gracilinanus agilis (Agile Gracile Mouse Opossum), 2490 nucleotides. It is a transcript of the gene ZNF770, whose product is annotated as zinc finger protein 770. The coding region runs from base 1 to 2055 and encodes 684 amino acids. Gene Ontology annotation, molecular function: RNA polymerase II cis-regulatory region sequence-specific DNA binding; DNA-binding transcription factor activity. Gene Ontology annotation, biological process: regulation of transcription by RNA polymerase II. NCBI's taxonomy places the organism in Eukaryota, Metazoa, Chordata, Mammalia, Didelphimorphia, Didelphidae. The record is from RefSeq and is a predicted model, not a curated record. The transcript has a single exon.
AUGGUAAAGGUUCAACAGUGUGUGGUGUCUAACAAGUUACCUAGGAAGAGGCCAUAUAUUUGUAAUAUCUGCUUUAAGCAUUUUGAAACACCAUCAAAAUUAGCCAGACAUUAUCUUAUUCACACUGGUCAAAAGCCAUUUGAAUGCCAUGUGUGUCAUAAAACUUUUAGGCAACUAGUUCAUCUGGAAAGACAUCAACUAACUCACAAGCUGCCAUUUAAAUGCAGUAUUUGUCAGCGACACUUUAAAAAUCUAAUAACCUUCUUGAAACAUCAGCAGCUCCACAAUGAAACUUACCAGAAUGAUGUUAAGCAAGUCAAAAGAUUGGUGGAAACCAAACAAGAAAAGCCAACUUAUGGGAUAUACCGUUCUUUUUCAACAGAAGAGAAGUGGGUAUUACACUCGUCCUCCAAGUCAGAUCAUGUGUAUGGCACUGCAAGGAGGAGAAAGAAAAUCCAUGCAUGUGAUACCUGCAGCAAGAUGUUUCCAUCACGCUCAAAGCUGGAAAGGCAUUUACUUAUUCAUACUGGCCAGAAACCUUUUAAGUGUUCUCUUUGCAGUAAAUCGUUUAGACAGUCAACUCAUUUGAAAAUCCAUCAGUUAACACAUACAGAAGAGAGACCUUUUCAGUGUUGUUUUUGUCAAAAGGGAUUUAAGAUUCAGAGCAAACUUCUAAAGCAUAAACAAAUUCAUACGAGAAAAAAGAAUUUUCAGACUAUUUCCUUCAAGAAAAAGAGUCCAGAGCCACGCUCAGUACCAAUUAAACUAAAUUUAAAGCAGGAUGGUUUUGAAAAUGGUGACACACAGGAACCAGAGGGGAAUGCUCCAUUUGAUGUUGACUCUAUUUAUAUUGUUCCUUUUCAAUGUCCAGAAUGUGAGCAGUGUUUUGAAUCAGAGCAGAUUCUCAGUGUACACAAAUGUUUGCAUGUUGGAGAUGGUAAAAGUACAAAAAGCAUCAAAAGAAACCACAACUACAAAACUAAUGUUAAAGGUAAAGUUUUAAGUAAGCUUAGGCGUCCUGGGGAUAAGCAGUUAGAUGCCUUUCGGUCUGACAAAAAGAAAUUUAAAACUAGGUUCUUGAAAAAUCGUGAUCUUCUGGGGGAACAAAGCUCUGAUCAGAAUGCCUCACCUAAAACAUUUAAGACUCCUCAUGGCAAAUUUGGGUCUUAUAAGAAAGUUAGUAGCAGUAAAAAGAAAAGGCACUUGCCAUUUUCCUGGCAAAAGCAACUGCAGAGCCCUAGUGCAGAAAUCAAUUUGAAAGGUACUAUUAAUAGUGAAGGUAUUUUAAAUGUAGAUGAUUCCAUGAAUAACGACCUAAUUUAUGGUCCAUCUGGUGAGGAAUUCUUUGAUGAUCCAGAAGCGCUUCAGCGUGCUCUUUCAGCUCCCACUGACAAUAUGCAUACAAGACAUAAAAUGUGUCCAUGUGACAAAUGUGAGAAGGUCUUUCCUUCAAUAUCCAAACUUCAAAGACACUAUCUAAUUCACACUGGACAGAGACCUUUUGGCUGUAACGUUUGUGGGAAGUCGUUUAGACAGUCAGCUCACUUAAAAAGGCAUAAGCUAACUCAUAUUGAAAAAAUCCCUUUUAAGAGACCUAUUUACCAAGUAGAAUUUGAAAAUUUAAACAAACUUUUCACUCAUCAAGGAGAUAAUUCUCAGUUGAUGGGUUAUUCUGAAGGUUCUGAUACUCAAGAAUAUAAGAUGACUGACUCAAGUGAAAUAUCAGAAUUCAAAGUUAGUACAGAAUCAGGGGAUUUCAUUCUUGUCACCCAUGGUAGAAACAUGCAGCCCUAUCUAUCUAAGAAACUACUGGAGACAGAGCAGAGGCAUUAUAGCCGUUACCACGGCUAUUCAGGAAGUAGUGAGAAGAAUGAAGGCCUGCUUUACCAGUGUAGCGUUUGUUUUAAAAGUUUCAGGUCUCCAUCCAAACUUGAAAGACACUACUUAAUACAUGCAGGACAGAAGCCAUUUGAAUGUUCGGUGUGUGGCAAAACUUUUAGACAGGCACCCCACUGGAAGAGACACCAGCUUACUCAUUUCAAAGAACGACCAUAGCAAAAAAUGGUUGUCUUAAAUUUGGACAUAUGACUGAUGGAGUUGCCAACAUAAUUGGUGCUAGGCAGACCACUGGCAGUAUCCCUGGAGAUUUUGUUUUUAAAGUCUGUUGUAUUUGGAAUGUGUAAUUAUCAGUGGGUCUACUUUAGCUGAAAGGCAGGGACUAUGUCUUAUUCAUCUUUGUAUGCAUGCCUUUCAGCACCUAGCAUAGUGCCUUGCAUAUACCAGGCCUCAAGUGUUUGUUGAAUUGAAUGGAAUUAAUUGAGUGAAUUAAUAUGCAAUUGCUUGUCAUGCAUGGUAAGGUCAUAGGAUGAGAAAAUAGUAAAUAUAUUGUUUGAGUAUCUACUCACUUUUUUAAAAAAAAGAUACUUGAGUGUCCAGUGUUUUAUUUUGAUGUUGCAAAUAUAUGUGGUGGAAAUAUUAAAAGUAUUAUUG